Danaus chrysippus (African queen) is the source of this 438-nucleotide messenger RNA. The record is from the annotation of a GenBank genome assembly. NCBI's taxonomy places the organism in Eukaryota, Metazoa, Arthropoda, Insecta, Lepidoptera, Nymphalidae.
AUGCUGUUCAUACUUACCAUCGCUCUAACACUUGCUAGUGGUCAAGCUAAAUUCUACACAGACUGCGGGUCUAAGCUGGCGACUGUUAAAAAUGUCGGGGUGAGCGGAUGUGCCGAGGAUGCUAAGGAAUGUGUGCUGAGAAGGAAUACCAAUGCUACGAUUAGUGUCGACUUCGUACCAUCCACCGACGCCGCUACUCUUGAGACGGUGGUACAUGGUAUCAUCAUGAACCUACCAGUGCCUUUCCCGAUGCCUCAACCGGAUGCCUGCAAGGAUUCAGGACUCAACUGUCCAUUAAAGGCCGGCGAAGAAGCGUUUUACAAAACGACAAUGCCAGUUUUGAAAUCCUAUCCCAGAGUAAAAGUUGAAGUUAAAUGGGAACUUAAAAACGAUUCUGGAGACUACGUUUGUAUCAUGAUACCAGCAAAAAUUAAUUAA